Molecule: messenger RNA, 954 nt
Organism: Doryrhamphus excisus (bluestripe pipefish)
Lineage: Eukaryota; Metazoa; Chordata; Actinopteri; Syngnathiformes; Syngnathidae
Source: RefSeq, a predicted model, not a curated record
AAAAGCGGCAGCGCUCAGUCUCUCCAGGUCACAGUGAGACAUACUCGCUCAGUGACGCAACAUACAAGGAUCUGGAGUAGGAUUCUGCAGGACUUGACAUCAUCCAGGGCCGCAUCGUUGGGCAAAUGACGCUGAAACCUGUUUGCCUUUUUUCCUCAUCCAGAUGAACACAUACGCGCUAGACUAUAUAACCAAGGCUCAGUAUCUGUGCUUGUUUGUCAUCCUAUGCUUUCACCUGGCAUUGGGUGGUGUUCCUGGUCCAUGCCGGCACUCGGUAACACAAGAGCACCUACGGAGCCUCAAUCGCCUGAUUGACAAUCAGUUGGACCACGGGUGUUUUAUAAUAUAUCCUUUCGCUGAACAUUUGAAUUUGAGCCAAAUCUGUUAUAUCAAAGCAGCGCUCCCUCAAGUACUUGAGCUUCUGAGAACACAUUUCCAUUAUAUUAGGAAUUCAGACAACAGACGAUAUGUCAACACCCUGGAAAAAGCCAUCUACCAUCUUUACUCCCAAGGAUGUAUAUCUGAAAUAAAUGAAGAGUUUGAGGACAGGCCAUCCAGGUUGAUAAGGAUGGCAGAAAGCUCUCCUAAGGAGGCACUGAAAAAAGCCAGACAUGUGAUCCAGACAUAUAUGACCCUGAUGACAGUAAGCACUCGUCCUGUGGACUGGAAUUGUCAAGCAGAAUAUUCUGCUGCCGAAGAUCAUUUAAGUCCAACACCAGUUGCUGUUACCAGUACCACAGGGGAGUCGGAUGGAGACCCCACACAGUGCUCAUCUUGUGCAUUACCAGACACUUCAGUGUGGAGUUAAGUUCUGACAGCAGUAUCCAAUGAGCAGAUGGAAGAACUGUGAUUUACACCUCUCCGAAGAACGGAUAAUCACAGCGUAAUGAGAAUGUGCUGUUGUGUCAAUGUUAGAAAAAAGCUAUACAUGCAUGUACAUACGUAUGUAUAAAA